GAAGCAGGCGGCUCUAGGACCCGGCGGGCGCCCAGCAGUGUGUGUGGAGGAGACAGAGAACAGGGUCCAGUUUAAAUCUGCCUGUAAUCUCUGCAGCAGCAGCAGCUGAGGCUGGGGAGGCUGCCUGCACCCCCUGCCCAGCCUCUGCCAGCCUCCCCUACCAUGGAAGCAUCAGACACCUAGCUGGGGAUCUGCCCUGGUGAGAGGCACAAGAUGAGGACACUGAGACGCCAUGGGCUGGCAUUACUGCUCGCCCUCAGCACCAUGUGUACCAGCCUGCUGAUCAUGUACAGCAAUAUGGGCAGCGAGAAGGAGGAGAGCCCCCAGCUGCCAGCCACCGCCAGCAGUGUGAGGAAGACCAGCACCAGGGAGCGGCCCCCUAGCCACGUCCUGGAGGGCUACAUCAGUGUCAGCGACCACAAGCCCCUGAAAAUGCGCUGCAAGAGUUGUGCGCUGGUCACCAGCUCCGGGCACCUGCUGGGCAGCAAACUGGGCGAUAAGAUUGACCAGACGGAGUGCGUGAUACGGAUGAAUGACGCCCCCACGCAGAGACACGGGCAGGAUGUCGGCAACAGGACCAGCCUGCGCGUGGUGGCGCAUUCCAGCAUGCAGCGGGUGCUGAGCAAUCGCAACGAACUGCUAAACUUGAGCCAAGGCACCGUCUUUAUCUUCUGGGGUCCGAACCACUACAUGCGAAGAGACGGGAAGGGCAUCAUUUACAACCACCUGCAGCUCAUAAACAAGUUACUACCUCGGUUAAAAAUCCACAUCAUCACGCGACACAAAAUGCUGCAGUUUGAUGAACUUUUCAAGAAGGAGACGGGAAAGGACAGGAAGGUUACGAACACUUGGCUGAGCACGGGAUGGUUCACGGUGUCCAUUGCUCUAGAGCUCUGUGACCGGAUCGAUGUCUACGGGAUGGUUCCUCCAGACUUCUGCAGGGCCACCAAUAACACGUUGGUGCCUUAUCACUACUACGAUCCCCAGGGACCGGAUGAAUGUACAACGUAUAUCUCUCAUGAAAAAGGACACAAAGGAAGUCAUCGCUUUAUUACAGAGAAGAGAGUUUUUGCCAAAUGGGCACGGACCUUUAAUAUUAACUUUUUUCAACCAGACUGGAAACCAGAAUCACAUUCUGGAAAUGAAUCCCUUGUGAAACCGAUGUUCUGAAGAGACGACACGAGGCAGCCAUGUUGUGGCCUGAACCAAUAUUCAACCCGCAAAUUCCCUCGGAACUAGGACACUGCCGGUGAAGCUGGUGAUAUUACUAAUUCUCAAGGAACUAGGGGUCACUGAGGCAGGUUUAGGGGCAAACACCAUUGUUCCCAAAUGCUUGAUUUUGCAGCAAGAGUGGCAGCCCAUGCAGGGGGCAUAAUUAGCACUUAAUAAGCUAUAGUCUGCCUCAUACAAAUUACAAAGUAGAGUGUAUGUAAUCCAGACAUACACAGAACCAGCGAUCACAGUAAGCCGUUAGGUGUAGAUGAUUGGGAAGGGGGAGUUUCGGAUGUGGGCACCACAAUCCAGGGCCCACCGCUCUGUGGAGCAUGACUGGGAAAGUGGCAGAAGAACCUAGCAUUGUCCCUGAACAUAGAUGUAGACAUUGGUCUCCUUAUACACUGAAUAGUGUAUGUAGUACAAAAUGAAUUAAUGCUUGACAGCAAUCCUGAAAACAUGACCUGCUGGGAAAUGGGAGGAUUGAGGUUGAGAACCACGGCUGUAAACGACUGUUUUCCAAACGCAAUCCUCAGAAACCCCUAACAGCGCAUGGUUUCCAGAUGUACUAGUUGGUGCAAAGGUGUCCAACUAGUAGACAUUUAUAAAAUAAAAAAUAAAUAUUUCAGUAGUGAUACUGAGGAGAUCUGUAAAACAUGCCAUGUUAGGGGUCCCUGAAUACAAAGUUUGGGGAACAGGUCAUAAUUUCAGGAUUUAUGUCCGUGAAAGCAGGUGGGAUAAUUACUGACCCAGUUACGUAGAUGAACCCACCUGUGCAUGAUUAACAAAAUCCACAAAACAUGUUUGGUGGGAUUUGAGGACUGGAGUUGAGAACCAAAGGUCUAUAGUACACUAGGACAGAGUUUAAAGAACAAACUUAAUUAACAUAAGUGGUCAGGAAAAGGUUAACCAUCCCAUCAUGAAUAUAUAUAGUACAACUAGUAGGAGACCGAAAUGAGCUUUCUAAGCACACGUUCUCCCACCUCAUUGUAAGACGCCGGUCUCUUCUUGCUGGCAGCUGCUUUCUAGUCAGUGCUCUGAUUAAGCACACACUUGUCUGGAGACACUUAUGCCACUCGGAAUAUGCAGGCGCUCCAGUCCAUCACUUACACUGCACGUUGUGGCUGUAGCUCUAGUAACAUAGGGGUAUAUGCAAUUCACGGCGAAUCGCAGCAAAUUAUCGCCGUUUUUUAAUUCGACACAAUUCGACAGGUGAAUUCCGGCAGGUGGCUGCCGGAAUUCACCAUAUUCAAUGAAAAACGGAUUCGACAGUCCCGCGGGCGAAAAACGGCCGAUUUGCCGGAUUUUGCCGCGAAUUAAAAAAAUGGGGAAAAACCCGGAAAAAAAUGUCGUGGGGUCCCC
Pseudophryne corroboree (corroboree frog) is the source of this 2574-nucleotide messenger RNA. It is a transcript of the gene ST6GALNAC5, whose product is annotated as ST6 N-acetylgalactosaminide alpha-2,6-sialyltransferase 5. Gene Ontology annotation, biological process: ganglioside biosynthetic process; oligosaccharide metabolic process. The record is from RefSeq and is a predicted model, not a curated record. Bases 214 to 1170 code for a protein of 318 amino acids. NCBI's taxonomy places the organism in Eukaryota, Metazoa, Chordata, Amphibia, Anura, Myobatrachidae. The transcript is spliced from 5 exons. Gene Ontology annotation, molecular function: alpha-N-acetylgalactosaminide alpha-2,6-sialyltransferase activity.